Molecule: messenger RNA, 1359 nt
Organism: Erigeron canadensis
Lineage: Eukaryota; Viridiplantae; Streptophyta; Magnoliopsida; Asterales; Asteraceae
Exons: 1
Coding region: 1-1176 (391 amino acids)
Biological process (GO): regulation of DNA-templated transcription; chloroplast organization
Cellular component (GO): chloroplast
Molecular function (GO): double-stranded DNA binding
Source: RefSeq, a predicted model, not a curated record
AUGUUAAAUCUCAUCUCAAAAAACAUAACUUUUUCCAUUAUCAAAACAAAAUCAAUUUACAUACCAUAUCCUCAUUCAUUUUCAUCGUCUUUAUCAAUAUCAUCAUCAUCAUUAGCAACUCCCAAAAAUGUAAGUGAAUGUACAUCACUUGAUAAUUCAUUUACAGUUUCUUAUCUUAUAAAUUCAUGUGGGUUCCCACCAGAAAAGGCUAUUUCAACUUCAAAGUACUUAACUUUAAAAAGCCAAGAAAAAGCAGACUCUGUUAUAACUUUUUUUAAGAAACAUGAUUUUACUGAUUCACAGAUUUCAAAUGUGAUAUUUAAGUUUCCUAGAGCCUUAGCAUUUAAUCCCGAAAAGACCCUUUUGCCGAAAUUUAAGUUUUUAAGUUCUAUAGGUUUAUCGAAUUCUGAUAUUGCAAAGUUGUUGACUGCUAGGCCCAAGUCUUUAAGUAGAAGUUUAAAGAACCGUUUAGAACCUAGUUAUAAUGCACUAAAAGAUUUGCUCCAGUCGGACGAGAGAACUUUAAUUGCUAUUAGGAGAUGUGCUUGGGUUUUGGAUUGGGAUUUUCAAGGGAAUAUGAUUCCGAAUAUGCAAUUGUUGAGAGAUGUUGGUGUGCCAGCGUCGAAAAUGUUGUAUGUAUUGACUUAUCAGCCUAGAGAUUUUUUGGUUAGUAGUGACCAGUUUAGGAAGGUGGUUGAGGAAGUUAAGGAAAUGGGGUUUGAUCCUACGAAAACGCAUUUUAUGUUGGCGUUUCAUGCUUUUAGGUCUAUGAAGAAAAUGACAUGGGAUAAGAAGAUGGAAAUUUAUGAGAAAUGGGGCUGGUCUAAAGAUGAAAUCUUGGCAGCUUUUAAAAUGGAUCCGUGGUGUAUGAUGAGAUCGGAGAAGAAAAUUGAUAAGGUGAUGGAGUUUCUUGUUAAUAAAAUGGGUGUUGAGACGUCGGUUAUUGCUAAAAAUUCUAUUUUGAUUUCUUUGAGUUUUGAGAAACGGAUUGUUCCUAGAUGUUUGGUUUAUCAGUAUUGUAAGGACAAGGGAUUGAUGAAUAAUAAAAAUCAUGUUGGGUUCAGUUGGUGGCUGAGGUGUUCUGAAAGUGUGUUGGCCAAGAGAUUGGAAAAAUACGAGAAGAAAUCUCCUGGUGUUUUAGAAUUCUAUCGAAAAAAGCUAGAUCUUGCGACUUGAGUUGGUAAUUUGUUCUAUUUAUGUGGUAAUUGUUACUUUAUUCUAUAAGUAUAUCCAUUUUGUUGCGGAUGACAAAAUAGAAUUGUAGGACUUUUACCCUUAUGGCAUAACUUAACUAGUUAUUCUAAUCUGUCAUGGAUUCUUAAUUUAUAUAAGAUCUGUUCAUUCUUGAAUCUUGAUUUA